AUGCUUCGCUCACCGAACAAGCAAUACUGCUCUGACCCAGACAUCAGUAGCUUAUCCGAACCACACAAUAUAACAGUUCGGAAGCGUAAGCACGAUGACGAUUAUUCGGAGGAACUGAAGCAUCUAACAUCGAAUAUAGCAAAUAAAUUGGAUACUUGGAAAGCUGAAAUCCAGAAUAACAUCUCACAAAUCAAAAAGGAUUUAGAAUCAGUACUAAAGACUGAUUUUGAUAAACUCAACACAUCUUUCUCUGAAGUGAAAUCGGAAAUAAGUUGUGUUCGUCUAGAAUACCAGGAGAUUAAAAAGUCAAUGCAAUCUCUUAAGUUGAAACAAGAAGAAACGAUUGAAAAGGUUGAAGAUCUGGAAAAAUCGGUGCAGUUCCAUAAAUCCCUCGAAUCUAGAAUCAAAUUUUUGGAGAAUGAGCACAAGCUAUUAAAAAUAGAGCUGAACUCCAACUACCAAAGAGAUCGUCUUCUGAAUCUGGAGGUCUUCGGUGUCGUUGAGACAAGAAAUGAGAAUUUACCAGACUUAAUUCUGUCAAUUGCAAAGCAUGCCUGCGUGAAAAUCGACUCUGAUGACAUUCUAGAAGUAAACCGUAUUACCCCCAAAAACAAAGUUCAGGGACGCCCCAGAAAUAUUAUAGUUAAGAUGAAAUCUCGUCUCCUAAAAGAAAAUAUAAUUUCUGGUAUUCGUAAAAAACAUAUAAUGAAUCAGGAUCUUGGUAUAGUCGGUAAUACCAGCAGGGUUUACGUUAAUGAGCACCUUACUCAGUUCAAUAAGAUUUUAUUUAAGAAAUGCAGAGAGGCGGCUAAUCACAAGAGCUACCAGUACGUUUGGACAAAAAACGGAAGAAUAUUUGUGAGACGAAACGACACCUCGCCUGUUGUACAAAUAAAGCAAGAAGAAGAUAUUGCAAGAAUUGUUUAA
Messenger RNA from Melitaea cinxia (Glanville fritillary), 927 nucleotides. RefSeq lists its product as uncharacterized. Lineage: Eukaryota; Metazoa; Arthropoda; Insecta; Lepidoptera; Nymphalidae. Bases 1 to 927 code for a protein of 308 amino acids. The record is from RefSeq and is a predicted model, not a curated record. The transcript is spliced from 2 exons.